AAGGACAGUGUUCAGAAGAACAAAAGGAAGCCAGUUCUAUCGCCCACACAUCAAGAGGGCAGCCCCUCUGUCAGCGACACCACUGCCUCCUCCUUCCGUGGUCCUUUCGAUCCACGCGCCAAUGAGUUGGAAGAGGAGGACGCGGGUGCUGCGGACCAUACGCUGAAACGACGGCGAAGAGGCCAGCGGCAGGAUGAGGAAGCACUGGAUGCAAUGGGUCGCAGCGGCACGCCGUCAACAGACCAGUCCGAUUUAGGAAGCCAUCGUCACCGGAAGUCGAGAAAACUGAUGAAUUGUACAAUCCUUCAGCAUGGCGCUACCCUUCACAUCAAGGACCUUGACGAGACGCACAAAGUUAAGCUCGAACACCUUAAAGAGACGUAUAACGAAACGAAACGUGGGUUUCUGAGUUGCCCAUUAAUGCAGACCGAGCACCCAUAA
This is a messenger RNA of Dibothriocephalus latus, 441 nucleotides long. The record is from the annotation of a GenBank genome assembly. NCBI's taxonomy places the organism in Eukaryota, Metazoa, Platyhelminthes, Cestoda, Diphyllobothriidea, Diphyllobothriidae.